AUGUGUAACAGUAUAAAAAAUAUAGAAAGCUUAGAAGUACAAGCGGUUGCAAACAGACAGCUGAAGGAACAGUUAAAGAGACAGUUUGAGAUCCAACAAGAGAUACUUCAGGAGAGACUUGCAAAGAAGGACAAAGAGAUGGAAAAGACCGCAGUAAAAGUAGCUCUAGUCGGUAGCGACGGGGCAUCACUGCCCGUGUAUUUCCUAUCGUGGCUUCAAUCGAAACUGCUGUUCCAAAAGUUCGCAGAAAUUCCCAAGGAUGAAUUGGAGAACAAGCCAAUGGACUUCACCAAAUUGGAUACGUUUGAUAUAAUCCAGAGAGCGAGAUACUUCAUGGAACACGGUGAUUUACAAUCGGCCCUACGGUAUGUGAACCUGUUGCAAGGCGCCCCGAGGGCGGCCGCUUCUCACUGGGCCACGGCCGCGUGA
Messenger RNA from Parnassius apollo (apollo), 429 nucleotides. Lineage: Eukaryota; Metazoa; Arthropoda; Insecta; Lepidoptera; Papilionidae. The record is from the annotation of a GenBank genome assembly.